This is a messenger RNA of Lathyrus oleraceus (garden pea), 2498 nucleotides long. RefSeq names its product 6-phosphogluconolactonase 3, chloroplastic. Gene Ontology annotation, biological process: carbohydrate metabolic process. Bases 684 to 1325 code for a protein of 213 amino acids. Lineage: Eukaryota; Viridiplantae; Streptophyta; Magnoliopsida; Fabales; Fabaceae. The record is from RefSeq and is a predicted model, not a curated record. The transcript has 2 exons.
CUCUCUCUUCUCUCUGGACUUCUCUAAAAAGAAAAAAAGAAAAAUCUCUUCUUCUUCCUUAACGACACGCGUCUCCCUAUACCUGGCCACUUCACCCACUCAAUGCUAUCGGAUCUCUCUCCUCACAUUCAGAGACCCCUCGGUGGAAAACGAAAAAAUGCCCUUUCUCUCACUAAAAAACCCAAGCUCUCAUCGUAUAUCUUCUGCUCACAACAACAUCUUCCAUAUACCUUUAACCUUCACAUUAGAAAUCCACCAUAACCCCUACUGCGAAUUGGUCUGUUGGAAUCCCUCACGACCCCACCUCAUACGCCGUUAACCCUCCUCCGUUCACCAACACCGCCCUCAUCAUCCCUCACUGCCUUUUGCGACCGUGCCUCCUUCUUCAACCUUUAAAACUCCUAACUCUCGCAACCUCCGAUCGACCUUUAAUCACGAAACACACUCCGCCGCGGAAACCCACACAACAACCCAAUAUCCUCCGUGCACAACCCCAUUAACAAUCAAACCCUCCAAUAUCUCCGAGAUUCUCCACCGGAACAACUCCGCAAACCCCAUCCUUAUCUCUUUCAAACACAACCUCACAUCAAUCUUACACUCGAUUCUCCUUUAAACCCCUCAGAUUCAAAGGGCUCAGCACCAAAUCCAGCAAGAGAUUUAUCUGCGAGGCUGUGAAAUCUUCAAUGGCGGUUGAAGUUGAGGUAUUCGAGAAAGAGGCACUAGCUGUUUCUCUGGCUAAAUACGUCGCUGAUCUCUCCAAUAAGUUUACUCAACAAAUAGGGGCUUUCACUGUUUGCUUGUCUGGUGGCUCUUUGAUCAAUUAUCUUCGGAAAUUGUCGGGGCCACCGUAUGUGUAUUCUAUUAAAUGGGGUAAAUGGCAUGUGUUUUGGAUGGAUAAGAGAGUUGUACCAAAGGAUCAUGAAGAUAGUAACUAUAAGCCUACUUUUGAUGGCUUUCUCUCCAAGGUCAAAUCAUCUUCGAUUUUGGCUCGGGGUUGUAGAUUAACCGGAGAGCUCAUCACCUGUUUCGACCAUCCAAGGUCAUCCAGCGAACCAUUCGUCUCCGAUAUCCCCAAAGCUUCAUCAGCGCUCGCAUCAUGUUCAAAAGUUACGUUUCGGUUUGUCGGCAUCGCGCUUCAGGGAUUCGGGUUUCGUCACUCAUGGAGCAUGUUUAGCAAUUCGUUCUUGAUUCAGAUAUCCAAAGCCCCGAAACCGGCAUCACGAAUUACUCCAAACUCGCUUCUCCAAAUGGAAAACAAAGUUCAACUUUCACAAUCAACAAAUUUACACCGGUCUUUAGGUCUUCACAUAAUCAAGCCGAAAUGAUAGAUGGACGCGUUCUAGAGAAUUAUUGUGAGAAGAGGCGUGAGAAAAUUUACCUGAAUGAUCCUAUGGCGAAACAGGUUCAGUUAGUAUGCAUCAGUUGGUAGUAGUUGUAUGCCUUUUGGGAAAGGGUAUGUGCAAAUCCUUUACGUUCAUGGUGGUAACUUUCUAAUAAACAAAAUGUGUUUUUGCAAGUAGCCAGACAGUUAGUGAGCCACUGAACUGCUGCGCUUCUAUGCCGGUAGGAUUUCCAGCAAAUUAUCCUGUUGGAUCAUAAACUCGACACUUGCCCUCCCCUAUCAGAGAUUGAAUGGCAACAUCUACAAGUGAUUGUUAGAAAUUUCACGAUAGACCCUCUCAACUCUUAAAAGCACACAAGGCAAGCACCAUGCUUCGGGAUGUUGGAAGUAAUUCUUGCAUACCAAAAAAUUCUUGAUGAAUGCAGGGCUAUUUGGAAAUGUUCGUGUGCACUUCUUCAGCGGAAUUUUCCAUGUUGUGUUCAGAUGUGAAGGUCAUUGGCUACAGACUACCUCUUCGUAUGACUUUUGCAAUAGAGGUUCGGUAAAUUCCACGCAACAUCAACCAAAGUUUCAAGGCUAAGGCGAGAAAGGAACAAGCAGCUAACCGUCGACAACAAAACCUGCUGCUUGGAUGAAAACAAUGGUAACCUUUACAUUUUGAACUUAUAUUCAAUCCGAUCCAUUUUCGGUUCAAAUUCCGUCACACCUCAAAAGCAGUAGUUAUCGUCAUUUAUGUUUGGGUGAUUGUAAAUGGUUUUUUUUCAUAGCAUUUUGUGAGCAGGGUUCUGUGGAGUUGUUGUUGCAGGUUCAUAGGUUGCAUCAGUUCUGCAACCAGUUCCUUGAUGCACGUUCUGGUUUAGUAAGCUGACUUGGUGUUGAUUUGUGGUGAUGUCGUUAAUUUAUACUUCUAUCAUGUUAAUCCUAUGUUAAGUUGUUGUACCAAGCAUUGGUGAGUGAAUGUUGGUUAAUUAGAUGAUGCAAAUGUUAAUUGGGAUUGUUAGAUUUAUUGAAUAGAACUGUUAGAUUAACAUGCUUUGAUAUUGUGAGAUUGAUAUUGUGUAGAAAUAUAGCUUUAACUGUUAAUUUGUAAUGUAGCUAUAGUGUUUGUGUUGUGCGUGUGUGAUACCUAAUGAAUGUGAGAAUUAGAUUGAAAAUA